UUAGUCAAUAUAAUUCACGAAUCACUUCAUUGAGAGUACAAAAUUUACACACAGUUUCAAAUCAACUUAAUUAUUAAAAGGUAGAAUCAGUUGUCACCAACUUAACUGUACAAGUUAAACUCAUUAACAAAGUUUAAAUUACUUACGAGAAAUAUUAAUCUGUUAUCCAAUUAACUUGUUUGAUCAAAUUUACUCAAGUAAAAUGCCUUCAUACAGGAUUAUGAUUUCAGCGAUUGAUGCAUUUGGACAUAUCAACGCUUUGUUGGGCUUCAGUGAAGGUCUAAAGGCCGCUGGUCACGAAAUCUUUUUUGCUCAUCGAAAUAAACACAAACACUUAGCCGACAAACGAGGCUUCGAGUUUAUCCCUCUUGAUGAAUCGUUGCCAGGUAUCAAUAUGGAUGAGGCAAUUUUCCAGUGGAUUGAUAUGAAUGGAGAUAAAUUCAGACAACCACCUUUGGAACGAUAUCAAGGAAUGGAUUUUGAAUCUCAAGAAGCGGUUUCAGCUCAGGCUGAAUUCUUCUUCAUCCUGGAUAAGGCUCUGGAUAAAGUGGUGACUGAAAAUUCAUUUGAUUUGAUUGUCGUUGACAUUCCUGGUCCGAUGCCUUUUCUUUAUAAACAUUCGAUUCCUUGGAUUCCACUUGCAUCUCUCAAUCCCCUGAUAUUAUACCCAAAGGGACCACCGCCAUUCUCAGGGUACUCAGUGAAUUCUGAUCCAUCGAAUUGGUCUGAAUUCAAGGAAGUUUAUCAAUCAGCUCAUCAAAUAUUGACUGAAACUCACAACAAACACUUAGAAAAAGUUGGAUUAGGACACAUUAAAUUUGAUCCUAGUAUUUUUGUAGAUAAUCCUGCUCACUUUGGGUUCUAUCAUUAUCCUGGUGAAUUGGAUUAUGAUGAAUGUCCCCCUCGUCGAGAUAAUUGGAUUAGAGUUGAUGCUUGGAUAAGACAGGCUGAUUUCGAUGAUGAUUUUCAGCUUCCAGAACAAUUAAAAGAGAAGCCUGGUAAAUUGGUCUACUUUUCUCUCGGCUCUUUAGGUUCAGCCGAUUUGGUUAUAAUGAAGAAACUAAUUGCAAUUCUGGCUAAAUCACCUAACAAAUUUAUCGUUUCCAAAGGACCACGAGGUGAUCAACUAGAAUUAGCGGAUAACAUGUGGGGUCAGAAUUAUGUUAACCAAAUUAAAGUUGUUCAAUCAGUCGAUUUAGUAAUCACUCAUGGAGGGAACAAUACCUUUCUUGAGACCCUUUACUAUGGAAAACCAAUGAUAGUGAUUCCAUAUUUUUACGAUCAACUGGACAACGCGCAGCGAGUGGUGGACAAAAACAUCGGAUUCCGAGUGAAUACUUAUGAUUUGGAUGAAGAUUAUUUCCUGGACUGUAUUGAGAAAGCUUUAACUGAUCAAACAAUCAACCAAAAAGUUAAAUCGAUCUCACAAAAUAUGAGACAAUCAACUUCUUUGUCUGAAGCAGUGAAAAAGAUUGAAAAACUAAUUGAAGAAACUAAAAACUCAACGAAACUGUAAAUCUAAUCUUGUCAUGUAGUUAAUCAUAGAAAUCCAACAAUUAACUUAACAUUCAUCUUUUUGAAUAAUUAAAUUCUGAAUUCACUUGA
Molecule: messenger RNA, 1605 nt
Organism: Panonychus citri (citrus red mite)
Lineage: Eukaryota; Metazoa; Arthropoda; Arachnida; Trombidiformes; Tetranychidae
Product: NDP-glycosyltransferase YjiC-like
Exons: 2
Coding region: 203-1516 (437 amino acids)
Molecular function (GO): hexosyltransferase activity; UDP-glycosyltransferase activity
Source: RefSeq, a predicted model, not a curated record